Messenger RNA from Drosophila erecta, 1593 nucleotides. It is a transcript of the gene Cyp308a1, whose product is annotated as probable cytochrome P450 308a1. NCBI's taxonomy places the organism in Eukaryota, Metazoa, Arthropoda, Insecta, Diptera, Drosophilidae. The coding region runs from base 72 to 1541 and encodes 489 amino acids. Gene Ontology annotation, molecular function: iron ion binding; heme binding; monooxygenase activity. The transcript is spliced from 4 exons. The record is from RefSeq and is a predicted model, not a curated record.
UGAGGUAUUCAGCUCGACUGCGAGUGCCAGUGAGUGGAGUUGUGCCCUUCCAGCUUUCUAGAUGCCCAACGAUGCUGCUGCUGGCGCUAUUGAUCCUCUUGGCUGCGACGCUCCUGGCUUGGAAAUGGCAGGGCAACCACUGGCGUCGCCUGGGCCUGGAGGCGCCCUUUGGCUGGCCACUGGUUGGGAACAUGCUGGACUUUGCCCUGGCACGGCGAUCUUAUGGAGAGGUCUACCAGCACAUCUAUGCUCAGAAUCGGGGCCUGAGAUAUGUGGGCUUCUAUCGCCUGUUUAACGAGCCCGCCAUUCUGGUGCGCGACCAGGAGCUGCUGCGCCGCAUCCUGGUGGGCAGCAACUUUGCCGACUGUGCGGACAACGCCGUUUACGUGGACCAGCAGCGCGAUGUGCUGGCCAGCCACAAUCCCUUCAUCGCCAACGGGCACCGCUGGCGAAUCCUGCGAGCCGACCUGGUGCCGCUCUUCACACCCAGCCGAGUGCGCCAGACCCUGCCGCACGUGGCCAAGGCUUGUCAGUUGCUGCGGGAUCAGCUGCCCCCUGGACGCUGCGAGGCCAAGGACUUGGCCACGCGCUACACGCUGCAAGUGGUGGCCUCCGCGAUCUUCGGCCUGGAUGCCCAGUGCCUGGGCAGGCGCAGGAGGCUGGCGCCACCAAGUCGCUGGCUGGAGUGGCUGGCGCCGCUCUUCCAGCCAAGUGCCUGGAGUCUGCUGGAGACCGUGUCGCUGCUGCACUCGCCUCGCUUGGCUGGACUCAUUGGUCACCGAUACGUACCGCUGCACCUGCAGCAAUGGUUCAGCGAGCUGGUGGCAGCUAGAAGUGCUGGCGACAACCUGCUCCAAUGGCUGGCGGCGAGCAAGAGGGGCUUGGGGCAGCAGGAGCUGGCAGGACAUGCCACCACUCUCCUGCUGGAGGGCUACGAAACCUCGGCGAUGCUACUUGCCUUCGUCCUCUACGAAUUGGCCCGCAAUGAGGAGGCCCAGCAACGUCUGCACAUGGAAUUGGAUGAAGUGGCAAGGCGCCACGCGGGCAAACUGAUAGAGCAAGUGGCUCUGGGUGAACUGCGCUAUGGCGAGGCUGCGCUGUUGGAGGCACUGCGUCUGCACCCGGCCAUGCAGGCGCUGCAGAAGCGCUGUACCAAGUCAUUCACCCUUCCUGCCCAGAAAUCGGGCGCGAGCAGCGUACUCAACGUGGAUGUGGGCACCGUGCUGGUGGUGCCCGUUCAGGCCAUUCAUCUAGAUCCCCAACUGUAUCCGGCACCCCACCAGUUCCGUCCGGAUCGCUUUCUGGACCAGCCGCCAAUGGGCUGCCGCUUUUUGGGUUUCGGCGCCGGACCUCGAAUGUGUCCGGGCAUGCGACUUGGACUGCUGCAGACCAAGGCUGCCCUGGCCACACUCCUGCAGGAGCACUGCGUCCUGCUGGCGGAUGAGGACGAGUGCGGAGUGGAGGUGUCGCCGCGCACUUUCCUCACCGCCAGCAGCAAGGGCAUUUGGCUGCGUUUCCAGAGGAGGACACCUCUAUACUAACGACAUAAUAAAGGGAUUGCUUUUACCGCCAUCAAAGUGGGAGAAAUCAAGA